Molecule: messenger RNA, 690 nt
Organism: Alternaria burnsii
Lineage: Eukaryota; Fungi; Ascomycota; Dothideomycetes; Pleosporales; Pleosporaceae
Product: p-loop containing nucleoside triphosphate hydrolase protein
Exons: 3
Coding region: 1-690 (229 amino acids)
Cellular component (GO): cytoplasm; nucleus
Molecular function (GO): ATP hydrolysis activity; ATP binding; AMP kinase activity
Source: RefSeq, a predicted model, not a curated record
AUGCGAUCAGCAGCGGACGCGACUGAGCACCUGAACGCUACACAAUACACUACCAUCCUCAUCCCGCAAACCUACAACUCGCAACAGCCUGCCAACUACGCGACUGAGACCGAUCACAACUUUGCGACUAGAGACGACGAGGAAAUGGCGCGCCAGAACCCAAACAUUGUCAUCACGGGUACACCCGGAGUAGGAAAGACAACACACGCUGAGCAAUUAGCGCAAGCAACAGGAUUCAAGCACGUCUCCGUGAAUCAGAUUGUCAAAGAUGAGGGCUUCCAUGAGGGCAAAGAUGAGGAGACAGGGAGUUGGGUUGUAGACGAAGACAAACUACUCGACCACCUGGAAUCCCUCCCCCUAGCCAGCACAGGCGGCUAUAUCCUCGACUGGCACGCGUGCGACCUGUUCCCCGAACGCUGGAUCGACCUCGUCAUCGUGCUGCGCUGCGACAGCACACUUUUAUACGAUCGUCUCACCGCGCGGGGCUACAAGGGGAAGAAGCUGGAGGAAAAUAUGGACAGUGAAAUCAUGCAGGUUCUGCUUGACGAGGCGAGGGAGAGCUAUAAAGAAGAGAUCGUGGUGGAGCUGAGGAGUGAGAGUAACGAGGACGUCGAGGGCAACUUGGAGCGGGUGGAGCAAUGGAUUGAGCAGUGGAGGAAAGACAGGCAGAAUGCGGAAGGGGAAGAGUAG